AAACUGAGUUCCAUAUUCUUAUCACUGUCUCCAAGACUUAUUAUCUAUGUGAAUUUAGUGUGAGAUAGCUACAAAAAUAAAUAGGGAUUUUAACACGACAGCUCAACUAUUACAAUUUUCUGUUUAGUUAUCAUAUUACAUUUGAGGUGCAAGGAAAAUAAUUAUUCAAGAGAAUACGUUUUUAGUGCCUACUUUAAAAGAUAAAAGGAAAAUAAAUUAUGGCAGGAUAUGGUCUAGUAAUUGCGUCAUUAGAUGUGAAAGAUAUCCGAUUUCCAACAUCGCUAGAAGCCCAUGGAUCCGAUGCUAUGCAUGGAGACCCCGAUUAUUCCUGCGCCUAUGUUAUAAUAAAUCUAAAGAACAGUGAUUUCAAAGGUUAUGGGUUGACUUUUACACUGGGAAGAGGAACCGAAGUAGUAACUCAGGCAAUACAUUCUCUGAGCCAGCUUGCAGUGGGUAAGAAUUUGGAUAAUAUUUAUGAUGACUUUGCUGGAUUUUGGAGAACCCUCACUAGUGAGUCACAAUUGCGCUGGAUUGGACCAGAGAAAGGCGUGAUACAUCUGGCGACUGCAGCCAUCGUAAAUGCACUUUGGGAUUUAUGGGCUCGCCUCGAGAAUAAGCCUGUUUGGAAGCUAUUAGUCGAUCUUCCUCCAGAAAAAAUAGUUUCAACAGUGGAUUUCAGAUACAUAUCAGAUGUUGUAACGAAGGAAGAGGCAAUUCGUAUGUUGAAAGAUUCACAAAAGAUGAAAAAAGAGAGAGAAGACGAGAUGAAAACUGGUGGAUACCCUGCCUAUACUACACAGCCAGGAUGGUUGGGCUAUAAACCUGAAAAAGUGAGAGAGCUUUGUAAAGCCUACAUGGAUAAGGGAUUCAAAGCUUUCAAAAUAAAAGUGGGAAAUGACCUUGAAAGUGACCGUGAGCGAUGUCAGAUGGUUCGAAAUAUAAUUGGCUGGGAAAAUAUUCUGAUGACAGAUGCCAAUCAGGUUUGGGAUGUUGAGGAGGCAAUUGUAUGGAUGAAAAGUUUAGCCGAGUUUAAACCAUAUUGGAUUGAAGAGCCCACCUCACCUGAUGACAUAUUGGGCCACAAAAGAAUUGCCGAGAGCUUGGAGGAAUUUGGAAUCAAAGUGGCGACCGGUGAGAUGUGCUCAAACAGGAUUAUGUUCAAGCAGUUCAUGCAAACGAAAGCGCUCCAUUUCUGUCAAAUCGAUUCAUGUCGGUUGGGAGGUGUCAAUGAAAUCCUCGCUGUCUAUUUCAUGGCCAAAAAACUGAAUGUACCAGUUUGCCCGCAUGCGGGAGGCGUAGGCCUGUGUGAGAUGGUGCAGCAUCUACAGAUAUUCGACUACAUAAGCCUAUCGGCAACUAAGGAAGAUCGCUUCAUUGAAUAUGUAGAUCAAGAGCACGAUCAUUUCGAGGACACAAUUCUCAUGAGAAAUGCACACUACGUUGCGCCAACGCAGAUGCCUGGCUACAGUACAAAAUUCAAGACCGAGACCAUCAACGAUUAUGAGUUUCCAAAUGGGAAUGUUUGGAGUAAAAUUCUAGCUCAAUGAAUGCAGCACCAAAAUAAGGAAUGACAAUACAUUCUUAUUGAAUAAGAUUUUGUACAACUAGACAAUUAGUAGAAUCAAGAUUUAAAAAAGGAGUCAAAUCAACGCAAGAGCUCUC
This is a messenger RNA of Nilaparvata lugens (brown planthopper), 1662 nucleotides long. Its product is annotated as mitochondrial enolase superfamily member 1. Gene Ontology annotation, biological process: amino acid catabolic process; carbohydrate catabolic process. Lineage: Eukaryota; Metazoa; Arthropoda; Insecta; Hemiptera; Delphacidae. The coding region runs from base 219 to 1547 and encodes 442 amino acids. The record is from RefSeq and is a predicted model, not a curated record. Gene Ontology annotation, molecular function: magnesium ion binding; L-fuconate dehydratase activity. The transcript has 12 exons.